AUGUGCUCCUGGUUCCUUACGUGCCCUGUGUGUAUGUUAGCACCGAAUGGGACUACUGGUAGUAAUCUGCCUGGAUUAAUAAUUGGAGAAGUGACCCUAAGCUCAGAAAAUCCAGAAGCAGUGAUAGCAGCUGCAAACACUUUGAUUGAUAACACUAAAAGAUCUAUAGGAUUGUUAAAAAGGUUAAGUACGGUACUACAUGGCGGUAGAGAAGGCUUAACAAACACAGUUUUUACUUUCUUUGCUCGAGUGAAAGGUUAUUUGUGGGAAAUUGCUACGAUACCUGAGACAGCAAAUGAAGAUAGUCUUUCGCAAAAAAGUGUAACAGCUCUCGUUCAAGAUAUCCACAAAGCCGGUGGCGAAGUUAUAGACGCUACAGAAGGUUCUGUGCUUUUACAUAUUCAGUGUCAUUCCGUUAACGAGUUGUUAGAUGUCUUGAACUAUUUUAAAAGUUCAGAUAUAGACCAACGAUUGGAUUUCAUAGCCGAAUGUUUAACAGAAGAAUUAGGGUGCCGAAUAAGCUUGUCAGCAUGUAUUCAGGUGGAAUCACUUCAGGAGGCCUUUCAUCUUAUACAAGAAAAACAAAAUCCUGUAUUCACAAAAAGAGUACUUCUUUCUAUUAAAUGCGAAAAGAGUGAGGGGGUGCUCAACGUCGUCAAGUUAUUCGAAGAUGGAGAUGCGUCUAACAAGCUGUCUACGAUAUCAAACGAUUUAUCAGAUGAACUUGGAAGUCCCGUAGUAUUGAGAGCAUCACUUGAUACGGAUACAUUACACGAAUAUGUCCACGCGACCAAAGGAAAUCAAUUCGAGCAAGGAGAGACUCAGCAGAGCGUUAUGAGAUAUGAACCACUCGUCGAAAUAAAAGCCCAUGAUUCACUGUCGAAAGAAUCCACAGAGAAAGAG
This is a messenger RNA of Mercenaria mercenaria, 903 nucleotides long. RefSeq lists its product as uncharacterized. NCBI's taxonomy places the organism in Eukaryota, Metazoa, Mollusca, Bivalvia, Venerida, Veneridae. The transcript has 4 exons. The annotation marks the transcript as partial. The record is from RefSeq and is a predicted model, not a curated record.